Annulohypoxylon maeteangense is the source of this 1092-nucleotide messenger RNA. Its product is annotated as GroES-like protein. The record is from RefSeq and is a predicted model, not a curated record. Gene Ontology annotation, molecular function: oxidoreductase activity, acting on NAD(P)H. The transcript is spliced from 2 exons. Bases 1 to 1092 code for a protein of 363 amino acids. Lineage: Eukaryota; Fungi; Ascomycota; Sordariomycetes; Xylariales; Hypoxylaceae.
AUGUCAUCCGCGGUCCAAACAGCCGUCAUCCAGUCUGUCUCGGCGACAAAAGCGGUCCUUCCACUUGCUGUUUCCCAUACAGUUCCCAUCCCGUGUAUCACAUCUCCUUAUCAUGUACUGGUUCGCAUUAGAACUGUAGGUCUUAAUCCUACAGACCAUAAGAUGGUAACCUAUUUCUACAAUGAAGGUAGCGGGAUGGGCUGCGACUUUUGCGGCAUAGUGGAGCAAACAGGACCAUCCGCUUUAAUUCCUAAGGGGACGAGAGUAUGUGGUGCUGUGUUUCCAUAUGGCACUAUCGAUGCGCAUAAUGGCGCGUUUUCGCAAUGGGUGGUGGCAGAUUCGCGUCAUUUACUGCAGGUACCGGAGGACUGGACGGAUGCGCAAGGUGCGGCACUCGGAUCGGUCGGUUGGGCAACGUCAUGUUUAUCCAUGUCGGACCCGGAGGCACUCGGUUUGUCGGGUCUUCCUUCCAAGCCUGUAGAGAAGCGGGAACCUAUUCUUGUGUACGGAGGUGCAACUGCGACCGGGUUAAUUACGAUCCAGAUACUGAAGAGAUCAGGUUAUGCUCCUAUCGCUGUCUGCUCAUCAACAUCUGCGCCAUUAGUGAUGAAGUACGGAGCAGUAGGCACGGCGGAAUACGGAUCAAAAGAUUGUGUUGAAAAGAUCAAGUUAAUUGCGGGCGGGGUCCCUAUAAGACACGCAAUUGAUUGCAUAACGACUGCCGAAUCUGCUGCUGUAUGUUUCGGGGCUCUGGGGCGGACCGGCGGGCGAUACGUUUGCCUCGAGCAAUUUCAAAAUACGUGGCAGACAAGACGAGCUGUACGGACUAAAGUCGUGAUGGGAUAUGAAAUGCAAGGGAUGGAUGUUAAUCUUGGGCACGAUGUCUACGAUCGAAAAGCCAAACCGGAACUAUAUGAAAUGGGUACGACUUGGGUGAAAGAGAUGCAGGUGCUGCUUGACGCCAAAGCUAUUAUGACGCCACCACUGAGAGAAUUACAGGGUGGCUUUGAGGGGAUCAUCGACGGUCUCCACAUCCUCAAAUCUGGCGAGGCUCGCGGACGGAAAUUGGUAGUGAGAGUUUUAGAUUCUUGA